Thermothielavioides terrestris NRRL 8126 is the source of this 1612-nucleotide messenger RNA. RefSeq lists its product as uncharacterized. Gene Ontology annotation, molecular function: translation initiation factor activity; guanyl-nucleotide exchange factor activity. The coding region runs from base 116 to 1057 and encodes 313 amino acids. Gene Ontology annotation, cellular component: eukaryotic translation initiation factor 2B complex. The record is from RefSeq and is a predicted model, not a curated record. Gene Ontology annotation, biological process: translational initiation. The transcript has a single exon. NCBI's taxonomy places the organism in Eukaryota, Fungi, Ascomycota, Sordariomycetes, Sordariales, Chaetomiaceae.
UGAGCACACGACGGCUUUGUGCCGCGGCCCGUUUCCCGCUGCAGCAACCUCCGCUAACCGCACUAGCAUCGUGCGCACUUACCGCGAGCUCCUGAACUCGGACCGCGACCUCACCAUGGGCGUCGCCGCCAUCGAGUCCCUGAUCGAGGUCCUCCGCGCGACGCCGUCCUCAACAGCCAUGGAGACCGUUGAGGUCGUCCGGAAAGAAAAGGCCAAGCUGCUCGCCUCGACACCGAACCCGCUCCCGCUCCUCGCCGGCGCCGACCUCUUCGAGCAGUACCUGCUGCGGUCGCUUAGAGGGCCCACCGCAGAGGGCAGCACCGGCAGCAGCGCCUCGGACCGCGUGCUCAGCUUCGAGCAGACGCGGCAGCACCUGCUGGACAACAAGCAGCUCUUCGCGCAGCGCGCCAAGAUGGCGCGCGACAACAUCGCCCUCUGGGGCAGCCGCUACGUGUCGGACGGGCGCAUCGUGCUGACCGCCGGCGGCAGCCGCACCGUGACCAAGAUCCUGCUGCGCGCCGCCGCCGACCCGAGCAAGCACUUCAAGGUGAUCUACGUGGUCGACGGGCGCAACCGGCGCAGCGACGUGGCCGUGGCGCAGCUGCGCGCGGCCGGGCUCGAGGUCGAGACCAUCUCGCCGCACAAGGUCGCGUACGUGCUGGCCAACCAGAAGCAGAUCAACCUGGUGCUGGUCGGCACCGAGGUGGUCAUGCAGAACGGCGGCAUCAUCUCGGGCAUGGGCACCGCCCAGCUGGCCCACCUGACCAAGACGGUCAAGGGCGGCAUCCGCCGCUUCUACGUCGCCGCCGAGACCCACAAGAUCUGCCGCAAGACCCCGAUCGCCUACCCGAUGGUCAACCGCGUCGGCGUCCGCCAGAAGGACGUCAGCAAGUUCGACAAUAUCGGCGUCGACCCGGCCCCCGAUGAUGCCGCUGCCCUGCUGGCCGAGCAGGACGAGGUCGACUACACCGACCCGGAGCUCAUCGACGGCUUCAUUACCGAGCAGGGCGUCAAGAUGGCGUCGGCUAUCUGGGAGAUGGUGGAUGUCUAUCUGUGAGGGCCGGUUCCUUUCCUUUUCUGGCGUCGGCAAUGUUCAGUAGAAUCCGGCUGUCGAGCGUUUCAGAGCAUCGUUUGGGCUUUAUAGGCGUUUUCGGUUUCGGUUGGGGUCAAAAAAAGGGGGCCAAGGGGGGGGUUAGUUGACAUGGAGUCCAAAGAGGGGAACAUUCGAUUGGGUUUGGGAAAGAAAGGCCUGCUCUCUGCGGCAGGGACCCUUCACACUGGGUUCAGCGUGCAACGGACUGGGACGAGCGCCCGCCCUGCGCCGCCGCCAGCUCGCGGUGGCCGAUCACAACGGAUUUUGGGAUCGCGCAACGCAGGAGAAGAGAUACCGGAAUAAGAAAACUUCUUAACUACACAUUCCGCGCCGUGGCUAGAAGAACAUCCAGCCACUGUGCGAGCAAGGAGCGUGGGAGCAUGGAGGACGGCUGCCCUCCGCCGUCAGGGGAUCAGCUGAGAGUGUUCCUCGAGACAUCAAUGAAACAACCGGAUGCCAGGUCCAAGAGAGCGGACUGGUUAACAAUAUGUUGCUGAUCCUGAUCCAACUCGCGGUCUC